AUGUCUGUAAAGGAUUUUAGAGAUGAAAAGGUGGAGAUGAAUAGCUUAAGCAACAAUCUCACUGCAAGAGAGAGGCUGCUGCAAUCCAACAGAACCAUCAUUGCAGCUUCUUGUGCUGCUUGGAUCUCUGUCUUGGCCGGCUUUCCUUUUGACUCUGUCAAAACUCGAAUGCAGACACACUAUUAUCCAUCAAUUUUGUCAUGCGUCAAAAUCACCUACGCCGAAGAAGGAGCAAGAGGCUUCUUUAGAGGAAUGAUGCCGCCACUCGUUACUGUGAGCAUCAUCAAAUCAGUUUCUUUUUCAAUCUAUGAAGGCACCAAACGAUCGCUGCUGCAAGACAAUGGAUACAAAUACGACACAUUAUCUGAUGUAUUAAAAGUGUCAUCGUUGAGUGGCGGUGUCAGUGGUGCAUUCAUCGCAUUAUUGAGUUGUCCGUUAGAACUCGUCAAGAUUCAACGGCAAUUGGAGCAAGUCAUGUUGAAAGACCAGAUAGAGGCAGGCCGAGUAGCAGCAAAUCAAGUCGUUGAAGCAUCAUCAUGGAAGGCUGUAAAGCAAAUUGUACAACGCAAAGGUGUAUUUGGUUUAUGGAGUGGGGUAACUUGUCAUUCGGCAAGAGAUGCUCUAGGUACAGGCAUAUACUUUGGAGGAUAUGAAUCCAUGAAGCGUAUAUUAUCCAAAGAUGGCUCAACGAUGACAGCUGGACCACUGACUCAUUUCAUGUCGGGUGGAUUUUGUGGAAUCAUGAGUUGGCUCAUUGUUUUCCCUGUGGAUGCCAUCAAGACCAAUUUACAAAAGGAUAUCAUGAUGCCGAAACCAAGAUACAAUGGGUUCAUGGAUUGUGCAAUAUCACUAGCAAAGAAGAAUGGAAUUAAGGGACUCUACAGAGGGCUGAAUGUAACAUUGCUCCGGGCAUUCCCUAUUCAUUCUCUAAAUUUCUUGGUUUAUGAGCAGGUCCUCAAAUCGAUACCUCCAUCAUCAUCAUCGUGA
Messenger RNA from Mucor velutinosus, 987 nucleotides. RefSeq names its product Histone transcription regulator 3. Lineage: Eukaryota; Fungi; Mucoromycota; Mucoromycetes; Mucorales; Mucoraceae. Bases 1 to 987 code for a protein of 328 amino acids. Gene Ontology annotation, molecular function: O-acyl-L-carnitine transmembrane transporter activity. Gene Ontology annotation, biological process: carnitine transmembrane transport; mitochondrial transport. The record is from RefSeq and is a predicted model, not a curated record. Gene Ontology annotation, cellular component: mitochondrial envelope. The transcript is spliced from 5 exons.